This is a messenger RNA of Cygnus atratus (black swan), 2379 nucleotides long. It is a transcript of the gene SLC41A1, whose product is annotated as solute carrier family 41 member 1. Gene Ontology annotation, molecular function: monoatomic cation transmembrane transporter activity. Gene Ontology annotation, cellular component: plasma membrane. The record is from RefSeq and is a predicted model, not a curated record. NCBI's taxonomy places the organism in Eukaryota, Metazoa, Chordata, Aves, Anseriformes, Anatidae. Gene Ontology annotation, biological process: monoatomic cation transport. The coding region runs from base 607 to 2154 and encodes 515 amino acids. The transcript is spliced from 12 exons.
GGGCGGGGCCAGCAGUGGCGGGCGGUGAUGUCAGGGCGCGCCGCGGCGCGGGAGCGGAGCGGAGCCGGCGGCGGGUGAAAGACGGGCUGCUGGAGAGGGAUGUUAGGUCUGAGGCUGUCCCAAUGCCAGCCCCUGCCCCGCAGCCUGCUCGGCGCAGUAAGUAACCUUAACUGGGAGCUUGCUGUUACUUUAAAUAAGAGCUCUUCUUGCCUCGCGCUGUAAGCAGUCUGCUGGAAGAAGACCUGGAGAAAGAUGUGCUAAAGGGUCACACAUCAAAGAAGAAGAGCUUGGAUCCUACCUCGGUGGCUGCUGUGCCGCACAGCGCUGGAGGGAGGGAGACCUGGAGUGAGCUUGCUGAAGCUCACAGCUCCUACUGCGCUCUCUGCUAGCUCAGUUGUUGGUGUCCCCCGUUCCUGGACUUUGCUUGAUGGGGAUCUCUGCUGCGGGAGCAGUCUCUGCACUCAAAGGCGGGCGAGCAGGGAUAGGAGAGGUGGCCUCUAGAUGCUGGAAGGGCCAUUUGUGUAAGGCCCUGGCCGAAGAUCUCUCCUGGAACAGCUGCUGGCUGUAGGCCCACCAAGCCGAGGGUCAGGAGAGCCUCCCUGCAGCAUGUCUUCCAAGCCGGAGCAGAAGGACUCCCACCAGGCCAACGGGGCUGUGCUCCCCACGGUGCCCAUGAACUGCCUUGCCAGUCCAGACCGAGGGCAGCUGGUGGAGCCCUCGGAUUUCCUGGGACCUGACGGUGUCGGGGUGGAAGUGGUGGUGUUGGAGUCCCGCGCCAACGCUAAAGGGGUGCGAGAAGAAGACGCCCUGCUGGAAAACGGCAGCCAGAGCAACGAAAGCGAUGACACCAGCACAGACAGAGGUCCUGAGCCAGCCUCACCGCUCAAGGAGACCUCGUUUUCCAUCGGGCUGCAAGUCCUCUUUCCGUUCCUCCUGGCAGGCUUCGGGACAGUUGCUGCUGGAAUGGUGCUGGACAUCGUGCAGCACUGGGACGUCUUCAAGUAUGUGACAGAGGUGUUUAUCUUGGUGCCUGCGCUGCUGGGCCUGAAGGGGAACCUGGAGAUGACUCUGGCAUCUCGCCUGUCGACAGCUGCUAAUAUUGGCCAAAUGGAUACACCCAAAGAGCUCUGGAAGAUGAUAACAGGGAACAUGGCGCUGAUACAGGUUCAGGCUACCGUGGUCGGCUUCCUGGCCUCAAUCGCAGCGGUGAUAUUUGGAUGGAUCCCAGAUGGGCACUUCAGCCUUGACCAUGCUGUGCUGCUUUGUGCCAGCAGCGUGGCUACUGCCUUCAUUGCUUCGCUUGUUCUGGGCAUGAUCAUGAUUGGGGUCAUCAUCGGAUCCAGGAAGAUGGGGAUCAAUCCUGAUAAUGUAGCCACACCAAUUGCUGCCAGCCUAGGGGAUCUCAUCACCCUAGCUCUGCUUUCAGGAAUCAGCUGGGGCUUAUACAAAGAGCUGGAGAGCAAGGCAUACGUGAAUCCUCUGGUGUGCGCCUUCUUUAUAGCUCUGCUGCCCAUCUGGAUCAUCAUUGCCAAGAAGAACGCGGCGACACGGGAGGUGCUGUACUCCGGCUGGGAGCCUGUCAUUAUCGCGAUGGCAAUUAGCAGUGUUGGCGGUUUAAUUUUGGACAGAACGGUCUCAGAUCCAAACUUUGCUGGGAUGGCUGUCUUCACACCAGUUAUUAAUGGUGUGGGUGGCAACCUGGUGGCAGUGCAGGCUAGUCGCAUCUCCACUUACCUGCACAUGAGUGGGAUGCCUGGAGAGAGCUCCGAAACAGCCCCUCGCAAGUGUCCCAGCCCUUGCAGCACUUUCUUCAGCUCAGAUGUGAAUUCCCGCUCUGCCCGUGUGCUCUUUCUCCUGGUGGUGCCUGGACACUUGGUGUUUCUGUACACCAUCUCCUCCAUGCAAGGAGGACACACUACGCUCACCCUGAUUUUCAUAGUCUUCUACAUGACAGCUGCGCUUCUCCAGGUCCUCAUUCUUCUGUAUAUCGCCGACUGGAUGGUGCACUGGAUGUGGGGCAGGGACCUCGAUCCUGACAACUUCUCCAUCCCCUACUUGACAGCGCUGGGGGACCUGAUCGGAACAGGUCUCCUUGCUCUCAGCUUUCACAUCCUCUGGCUCAUCGGUGACCGGGACUCCGAUGUGGGAGACUAGCUCUCCCUGCCGCCCCUCCCCGUCUCACAGCUCGCCUCCUCCACUGAUUUUGUUGUUUCUUUUCCUCCACCUUCCUUUCCUUUACUUCCUCCCCCCGUCUCUCUCGAGACUUCAUCUUUGAUACUGGAUUCUCAUUAUUUUCAAUGGGAAUUUUAUGUGGUUUAUAUUUCAAGCCAACUUUGUACAGAAAAUAAAUCUAGUUUUAGGAAGGACAAAAAAGUGUAA